Molecule: messenger RNA, 1365 nt
Organism: Pararge aegeria (speckled wood butterfly)
Lineage: Eukaryota; Metazoa; Arthropoda; Insecta; Lepidoptera; Nymphalidae
Product: testis-expressed protein 9-like
Exons: 6
Coding region: 146-1315 (389 amino acids)
Source: RefSeq, a predicted model, not a curated record
UAACGUAUGGAAAUAUUCGAUACAAGGAAUAUACUUAUUUAUUAAAAGUAUUAUUAGUAUAAAGUGAAUUCACGUAGUUCAUGUUAAAUUUUGCCAUACCAUGAAAAUAAACAGAGCAAUUUAGUACUUUAUUUAAUUAAGAAGAAUGGAUUCCGAAGACCUGUUAGCUCGUGAAAAUGAGUUCAAAAAACUAAAUAAACAAUUGGAAAAGAAAACUGAGAGUUUAAUGAAGGAAAUCGAACAUGUCAUGCAAAGGCAAGAUAUAUUCUCUGAGUUCAACAAGUUAACUUUGAGUCCUGUGCACAGAAACACUAAGAAGCACAGCUGUGCUUCUUCAUCAAAAAACACAACACCGGAAAAAAAGUGUCAAACACAACUUAAGAAUACCAAGAACCACCAACAAAAGGUUGUUGUAACAAACAAUACUACAAACUCUAAUAUUGAUGUAUUCGAUAGAAAUUGUAAUGAAUCUAUGAAUGGAUACAACAGUAUAACAAAUUGUAAACAAGAUAAUAUAAACGAAUAUAACAGUAUAACAAAUUGUUCAGCCUCACAGAUUGCUAAUACAAGAUGUAAUUGUGAAUGUUACAUCCUUUCUGAUAGUAAUAAGAGAAGAAAUGAUGAUUUGGAGUUUUUAUAUGCUUUUGUAUCUGUUGGUGUUAAGGAUAAUGUACUACCACCAUCUUUUAUGAAAGAUAAUUUGACAGUGGAAAGUGUAUGUAAGUUUCUAUCUGCAAAAGUAAAACUAAUGCAAGAACAAAUUGACAAGCUACAAAUGGCCAUAGACAAGAAGGCAAAGCAAUGCGACAAACAUAUGACCCACCUAGCCGAGUUGGAGAGUGAGCGACUCACUCUACUCAACAGAGCGAACAGCAUGCGAUCGGGUACAGCCGACAUGAAGGCUAAAUAUGCUGCUAUACAAAACAAACUUAACGAAAAGGACCGCUUAUACAAGGAACAGAGGAGUGUGACGGACAAACUGACGACAGAACUGAAGCAGCUCAAAUGUAAGAACGCAAGCUUGGAAGCGAGAUGCGCUUCGCAAGACGAAUCCAUGAGCACUCUAAAGCAUCAACUCGAGGCAGCCAAAAUAUCCGAAAAGGAUUUCCGGGAUUCAUCCCGUUCACUCUCCGCAACUCACCAAACAACUAUCCAGAAGCUAGAAGCACGAAUAAAAACAUUAACACUGCGCACGGACAGACAAACAGCUCUCAUCGACAAUCUGAAGAAACAAAACGCACUUCUACAGACCGAUGGCGCUUUGAAAGCUCUAGAAAAAGAAUAUUGUGAAUUUCUAAAACAAGAUUUUUCGUAAAAAAAAUAGUUAUUUUAUUUCAAUUAAUAAUUAUUGACGGACCAAGCAGA